Messenger RNA from Octopus bimaculoides (California two-spot octopus), 942 nucleotides. Its product is annotated as glyoxylate reductase/hydroxypyruvate reductase-like. Gene Ontology annotation, molecular function: hydroxypyruvate reductase [NAD(P)H] activity; NAD binding; glyoxylate reductase (NADPH) activity. Gene Ontology annotation, cellular component: cytosol. NCBI's taxonomy places the organism in Eukaryota, Metazoa, Mollusca, Cephalopoda, Octopoda, Octopodidae. The record is from RefSeq and is a predicted model, not a curated record.
CAACCGAACAGAUUCUCAUACCUUUCGCGGAAUAGAGAGACGACGGCUUGUGAAUCACAUAAGGUCUAAUACAUGCCUACAACGAUGAAACCUCCAGUUCUAAUCUGCGUACAACAGUACAAUGACCAUAAAGAGAAAAACGAAUUCAUUGAACAAUGUUUGAGUCGCCUGAGAUCUUACUUUCAAGUUGUUUUCUUGGAUGAUAUUGAGCAGAAUCCAAACAUAAAGAAAGAUAUUGUUGGUGUUGUCACACAAGCCCCUAUUCAACCUCUUCUACACAAACUGUUGACAACUCUUCCGAAUGUGAGAGUAUAUUCAAAUCAUGGAAUGGGAGUGGAUCAUCUUGAUCUAAAAUAUGCCAAAGCAAAAGGGAUACGAGUCGGAAAUACAAGAAAUGUUGUUUCUGACAGUACAGCAGAUCUUGCCAUUACUUUAAUGUUGGUUUCGACGCGGAAAAUACUGCAGGAACAGCAUUUUUACAUAUCCAAUUGUCUCAGGUUAAGCAACACCUACACGAUUAGUUCGACGUCUGUCUUAACCGCUGGGUUUAUGGUGCUGAGAUAUAACAGAUUUUUUGGGAAACUGAUCAGAAGAAACGAAGAAGACCGAGUCAAAGCUACGUUUUACCCUCGUUUGCAUGAUAUGUUACCCGAAGCGGAUGUCCUUGUUAUUGCUUGUCCUUGCACUGAACAAACGAUGAACUUGAUUAGUACAGAAGAAUUCCGGUUGAUGAAGAAAACUUCACUUUUGGUAAACAUCGCUCGAGGUCACACAUCUGAAUUAGAACUAUACAGCAUUAACAUUACAUUCUCUGAGCCAUUUGUCACGUCUGCUAGUUCAGAAGCUUCUCGAAGUAUAUCAGUUGACUUAUUAUUUUCAUUCUCACCGAAAUGUUUUGUGGUCGGCAAAGCAGUAAAAGAGCAACAGCAUUUGAAGGUGUAA